This is a messenger RNA of Ailuropoda melanoleuca (giant panda), 417 nucleotides long. It is a transcript of the gene COX6B2, whose product is annotated as cytochrome c oxidase subunit 6B2. The coding region runs from base 1 to 291 and encodes 96 amino acids. Lineage: Eukaryota; Metazoa; Chordata; Mammalia; Carnivora; Ursidae. The record is from RefSeq and is a predicted model, not a curated record. The transcript is spliced from 3 exons. Gene Ontology annotation, cellular component: mitochondrion; respiratory chain complex IV.
AUGAACCGGUUUCGGAACAUCAGGCGCAUGGAGCCACUCCAGGGACCCUCCAAAUGGGUCCCCACUCUGGGCGAGCUGCAAAAGACCCUCCAGAAGGGCGAGUACCUGCCCCUCCGCCCGCUGCCCAUGUUCGAGAACUACCACCGCUGCGUCAAGAGAAUGAACCGCCGCGGGAAGGGCACGCAGCCCUGCGAGUAUUACUUCCGCGUGUUCCAUUCGCUGUGCCCCAUGAGCUGGGUGCAGCGCUGGACCGACCAGAUCCAGAACGGGACUUUCGCGGGCAAAAUCUGACGGCCUGAGUGCCGCUCCUCCGAAGAAUCGGCGCACUGACCCCACAUCCUGGCGUCUCCCGGAGACCCGGCCCUGGCUAUCCACUCCCGUCUGUAAGCCAUAAAUAAAACUCUGUUGCUGCUGCUA